Molecule: messenger RNA, 887 nt
Organism: Polypterus senegalus (gray bichir)
Lineage: Eukaryota; Metazoa; Chordata; Cladistia; Polypteriformes; Polypteridae
Gene: btf3
Product: basic transcription factor 3
Exons: 6
Coding region: 133-621 (162 amino acids)
Cellular component (GO): cytosol; nascent polypeptide-associated complex
Source: RefSeq, a predicted model, not a curated record
UUGCGUCACUUCCGUCUCUCCCUUUGGCUGCCAUCUUACUCCCCGCGUGUGUGUUUUUCCGUGUGCAGGUCAGUGCGAAGAGUUUAAUAAUCUUCUUACCUGCACAUACGCCUCAGACUCGGAUUGCAGAAGAUGAAAGAAACAAUCAUGAAUCAGGAGAAGCUUGCUAAGCUCCAGGCACAGGUUCGCAUUGGAGGAAAGGGUACAGCCCGUAGAAAGAAGAAGGUAGUUCACAGAACAGCAACCGCCGAUGACAAGAAACUUCAGUUCUCUUUAAAAAAAUUAGGAGUCAACAAUAUUUCUGGUAUUGAAGAGGUAAACAUGUUUACAAACCAGGGGACCGUUAUCCACUUCAACAAUCCAAAAGUACAAGCAUCUUUGGCAGCAAACACCUUUACAAUCACAGGCCACGCAGAAACCAAGCAACUCACAGAGAUGUUACCCAGCAUUUUGAACCAGUUGGGAGCUGACAGUCUUACCAGUUUGAGAAGACUAGCCGAGGCUCUGCCAAAGCAAUCUGUAGAUGGAAAAGCACCACUUGCCGCAGGAGAGGAAGAUGAUGAUGAUGUUCCAGACCUUGUUGAGAAUUUUGACGAGGCUUCGAAGAAUGAAGCAAACUAAGUCUCACUGCACACCUGCAACAUGAAUUGGCUGUGUGGAGCUGCUAUUUUGUAUUUGUAUUUUAUGAUUUUCUUUUUGUACUGUUUACCAAUAAAGUGUAAAGGGUGAUAAUAACACACAGUAUUUUUGAAGCCUUUGAGGUCUGCAGCUCUUUUUCUUUUGUGCAACCGUAAGAUCUUAAUAUGGACUUAAUUUGCAGCCUGGUUUAAAAUUAACAUGUCUGGAUUUAAAAUAUGCAUUUGUUAAAUGCUAAUUAAAAAUUGCUU